Pongo pygmaeus (Bornean orangutan) is the source of this 999-nucleotide messenger RNA. Its product is annotated as BTB/POZ domain-containing protein KCTD1-like. Gene Ontology annotation, biological process: negative regulation of DNA-templated transcription; protein homooligomerization. The record is from RefSeq and is a predicted model, not a curated record. NCBI's taxonomy places the organism in Eukaryota, Metazoa, Chordata, Mammalia, Primates, Hominidae. The coding region runs from base 1 to 999 and encodes 332 amino acids. Gene Ontology annotation, molecular function: transcription factor binding; transcription corepressor activity. Gene Ontology annotation, cellular component: nucleus. The transcript has 3 exons.
AUGCCAGUGAGACCCCAGCCCCAGCCGGUUUUCCAGGUUCUUGACAGCAUCACAAGAACGAAUUCAGGGGCGAGUCGAGUCAGAAUGAAGCGCAGGGCGAGAAGUUUCCAUUGCAAAGCGAAAGCCCUGCUUCAGGGGUUCUUUGGGUUUGUCCAUACUCCUGCAACUACCCGUGCUGUUCCUGUCUCCUUAGAGGAGGACAGAUUGAUGAUAUCGAAGAGAAAUUACUCUGCUCUGUGGAUCUCAUUGGCACAGGUUCCUGCUGAAGUCUGGGGGGAAAGGGGAUUCUGGAAGAGAAGCGAGACCGUUCCGCCCUCCCGCCGGCCCUCCUUCUCUCCCGCCCGGGCCCGCGCAAUUCUCCGCCAGAGGGACAGUCGGCCUAAUACGUUAAGACCUCUGAUCACUAGAUCCCCUGAAUCUCCACUGAACAACCAAGGGACCCCUACUCCGGCACAACUCACAAAAUCCAAUGCGCCUGUCCACAUUGAUGUGGGUGGCCACAUGUAUACCAGCAGCCUGGCCACCCUCACCAAAUGUCCUGUAUCCAGAAUCAGAACACUUUGUGAUGGUACAGAGCCCAUAGUUUUGGACAGUCUCAAACAGCACUAUUUCACUGACGGAGAUGGACAGAUGUUCAGAUAUAUCUUGAAUUUUCUACGAACAUCCAAACUCCUCAUUCCUGAUGAUUUCAAGGACUACACUUUGUUAUAUGAAGAGGCAAAAUAUUUUCAGCUUCAGCCCAUGUUGUUGGAGAUGGAAAGAUGGAAGCAGGACAGAGAAACCGGUCGCUUUUCAAGGCCUUGUGAGUGCCUUGUUGUUUGUGUGGCCCCAGACCUCAGAGAAAGGAUCACGCUAAGUGGUGACAAAUCCUUGGUAGAAGAAGUGUUUCCAGAGAUCGGCGAUGUGAUGUGCAACUUUGUCAGUGCAGGCUGGAAUCACGACUCCACGCACGUCGUCAGGUUUCCACUAAGUGGCUACUGUCACCUCAACUCAGUCUAG